Molecule: messenger RNA, 1097 nt
Organism: Microtus ochrogaster (prairie vole)
Lineage: Eukaryota; Metazoa; Chordata; Mammalia; Rodentia; Cricetidae
Gene: Cox7a2l
Product: cytochrome c oxidase subunit 7A2 like
Biological process (GO): mitochondrial electron transport, cytochrome c to oxygen; regulation of oxidative phosphorylation; mitochondrial respirasome assembly
Cellular component (GO): respiratory chain complex IV
Source: RefSeq, a predicted model, not a curated record
GCGGGCCAAAAGGGAAGCGGGGUCCUUCUCUAGGGCGGUCGCACAGGCAGCGGUUGUGUGAAGCCGGGCUCAGGCAACAUGUACUACAAGUUUAGCGGUUUCACGCAGAAGUUGGCUGGAGCUUGGGCUUCGGAAGCCUAUAGUCCGCAGGGGUUAAAGCCAGUGGUUUCCACAGAAGCACCACCUAUCAUAUUUGCCACACCGACUAAGCUGACCUCCACUGUGACGGCAUAUGACUAUGCAGGGAAGAACAAAGUUCCAGAACUGCAAAAGUUCUUCCAGAAGGCUGACGGUGUGCCCAUCCACCUGAAACGAGGCCUUCCCGACCAAAUGCUUUACCGGACCACCAUGGCGCUGACUAUUGGAGGGACCAUCUACUGCCUGAUCGCCCUCUACAUGGCUUCACAGCCCAAAAACAAAUGAAUUAGCCUGCCGGGACUGGUUUACUUUGUGGCAUAAACCCUUUGAAUUUUCAGUUUUCGGAUUUUUUUUUCCCACUUGGAUGGUCUAUUAACAUUUUUGCAAACAAAGGAAAAGAUAAGAGCACAAGCAUUUCGGUUAUUUAUGAAAUGCAGACGGCCUCUUGGAUGUCAGACUCAUUGGACAGUUAAGACUGUCGUUUGAGGGAGUGACACUAAGCCAUAUUUGUGCUCCUGAUUUCCCUGGAGGCUCUGGAUGGAAAUAGCUCACUGCCUCAUUAAUGGCAGAGAGCCUGUGCUCAGGGCGUCUGGGACUCGAGGCUGUGUCUCAGCAGGAACUCCAGAAGCCUUUCUGGGUUAGGUGUGACUGAGGGAGGAAGACAGCAGCUGGAGAGGUCCGGCAUAUGAAAUGAGGGCUUCAAGUUAGUCUUCUGGGGACUUUUUCCAUCUUGUUGUGAGAUGUUAGUAGAAAUAUUUGCAGUCUGCCUGUUGUUGGGCAGUUUGUUUCCAAGGGUUAUUGCUGCACCCAGCCCCUUAAUAAAAUGUUAUUUCUCCAUCAUGGAAAAGAGAACACUUGUCAGUGUUGCGCUUUAGAUGGCUGGACCAGAAAUUCUUCAAUAAUGCUAUGGCUUUAAGUCAUGAUUUAUUUGACUGUGGAAUAAAUACAUGAAUAAUAAU